AUGGUCCUUCACAACCCCAACAACUGGCAUUGGGUGAACAAAGAUGCCUCGGAAUGGGCAAAAGAGUAUCUCGGGCAAACACUUACCGAGAUAAAAGCUGAAGAGGGAGAUGUAUCUGCAGCAAUCACAAAGGUCAUUUCCAUGGACGGUGAUGUCGACGUGAGCCAGCGUAAGGGCAAGGUCAUUACGCUCUUUGAUGUCAAGUUACAACUGGAAUACGAAGGUGAGGCUUCUGAUGCGAAUGUUGUGAGUGGCAGCAUCACAGUGCCCGAAGUUGCGCAUGACACCAAGGAAUCCGAGUACGUUUUCGAGAUAGAACUAUACUCUGAGACCAAGGAGAAGCAGCCAGUCAAAGACGUAGUACGGUCAAAAAUCGUCCCUCAACUUCGGAAAGCCUUGCAAGAACUUGGUCCCGCGUUGAUAGCAGAGCACGCAAAGGAUAUUCAGCACACUGCCGACUCUAAUCCAUCGAGCGGUGUUGCCACUCCGACAUGGCAUCCUCAAAAAGACCGGGCAGCUACUCCUCUUGGAGCCCCCUCUACCACAACGAAUACUGCACAGUCCUCCAUCAACACGACAACCGUGACCGCCACGGAUGAGUUUCGGACAACAGCGGAAGAGAUGUUCCAGACCUUCACGGACCCGCAGCGCAUCGCCGCAUUCACAAGAGGCGCACCUCGGCUCUUUGAGGGAGCAAAACCGGGCUGCAAAUUCUCUAUCUUUGAUGGCAAUGUUUCUGGAGAGUUUGUGACAGUGGAGCCACCAAAAAGGAUUGUUCAGAAGUGGAGGUUAGCGCAAUGGCCUGCAGGACACAUGAGCACUCAAGAGAUCGUGUUUGACCAGAAUGACAUGGACAAAGUCACCAAUACCAGGGUGACCUGGUCCGGUGUGCCAGUGGGACAAGAGGAAGUAGUGAAGCGGAACUGGGAGGGCUAUUACAUUCGCAGCAUCAAGCAGACUUUUGGCUUCGGCACAUUUCUCUGA
This is a messenger RNA of Endocarpon pusillum Z07020, 984 nucleotides long. RefSeq lists its product as uncharacterized. Gene Ontology annotation, biological process: protein folding; positive regulation of ATP-dependent activity. The transcript is spliced from 4 exons. Bases 1 to 984 code for a protein of 327 amino acids. Lineage: Eukaryota; Fungi; Ascomycota; Eurotiomycetes; Verrucariales; Verrucariaceae. Gene Ontology annotation, cellular component: cytosol. The record is from RefSeq and is a predicted model, not a curated record. Gene Ontology annotation, molecular function: protein-folding chaperone binding; ATPase activator activity.